This is a messenger RNA of Exaiptasia diaphana, 2166 nucleotides long. RefSeq lists its product as uncharacterized. NCBI's taxonomy places the organism in Eukaryota, Metazoa, Cnidaria, Anthozoa, Actiniaria, Aiptasiidae. The record is from RefSeq and is a predicted model, not a curated record.
GCGAUAUAUUUGUUCAGGAUGGAAAGUCUUGAUAAGCUGUCAGGUAUAAUGUCAACACAUGUCUAAAAUCGAGACCACGCAGCACAAAAAAUUGAAAAUUGUUUUCAUUGAUAAUUUUAACAUUUUCCUUUUUCCCUGCUUUAUAAAGAUUUUUAUUGUUCUUUUUCCCUUAUUCAUUAUAAUGGUUAAUAACAACUUUCUUUUUCGGUUAAAAUAUCACCACAACCAUAGUUUGCUUUCCAUUUAAUCCUUUUUCUGAUUAGUGAUUUCCGUGUUAAAAGAAAUUAACAUAUUUAGUUGGAAACCGCAAACAUUCAGAAUAAGUACGUCCUCAUACUCUAAAAUGGGGUGACUUUUUCGCUUUAUUUAUUGUUUAUAGAAAUCAAAAAAAACUUUAAACACUUUGAUACCAUUCAACGACGAAUGACUUGCUUAGGAAUAUAUCUCAUCGACUAUGGAUGGAGUAGUUUUUUUUUAGUUACACGGUGAAUUUCCGCUCAAAUUCAUUUAUUUUGAAGAGAUAUUUUGAGAACCAGUCGAAGAUUUCCCAUGUAUAUUCAAAGUUCUUGAUCAGUAUAAAGGUUUUCAGCAAAGGGUUGGAAGCCUGCAAAAAGGAUAUCGCAACUGUUGGGAUGCAACGUUAGAGACCUGGGAAAUGUCACUGCCAUUGGUAGCGUCCCACCAAGAGAAAGUCUUUUACUUUGCCGGAGCGGCGGAUUGUGUCGAAUGAAUCAAGGUGAAUUGUACAAAGGAACUCAAAGGAUUAUUGAUUGAUUUUUAGUGACUGACAUUUUGAUAAUGUUGUUUUAUAAGGAUUUUUUUUUUGUAUAUAAGAUGCUUUUAUCGAUUUGAUUUCGUAAAUAGAGGAAGAGUUACCAUGAAACACGAACAAAUGGAGUGAUAUCAGGCAUUGUGUUCUAAAAAAUAAUGAAAAAAGAUGGUCUUAUUCUUAUUUCUAUUCUUAUUUUUAUUUUUAUUCCUAUUCUUCUUAUCUUUUAUCAUAAAAAUGGCGAUAUUCAUCCAUAUUUUUUUUUUGCGGUAUCUUUUAUACUCCAUCGAUAGUCGAUGACAUAUAUUCGCAAGUCAUACGUCGUUGAAUGGUAACAAAUUGAUUGUUUGAGUAUUUAACGUUUUGAGAUUAUCUUUGAUGUAUCGCAUAGUUAAGUUAGGCACGAGUCUUAUAAAACUAUGGAAACGAUCAAACGCUUCUCUCGUAGCAGUAUCGAUAGGAUAAGAAAAUGGUCGUGACCAUAGGUAGUUUUCAAAUGAUGGUUUUUACCUAGGUGGAGUGCAUURUUUCUUUGGAACUUUGUCUUUGAUAAGCUAAAAAUGGAUCCAAGAGAAAAUCGAAUAAAGCAGGCUUGAYCGGCUGAAUCAAUACCUCAAAAUUGGUUCGCCGACUGGGCCGCCUAAGUCAAUACCUCAAAAUUGGUUCCCAGAGGCACAAAACCGAGUGAGCUGCCUGAAUCAAUAUCUCAAAAUUGUUUCCCAGAGAAACAAAUCGGAAUAGGUUGGCUGAUUCAAUACUUCAAAAUUGGCUCCGAGAGAAACAAAUAAGACUUGACUGCCUGAUUCAAUAGUUCAAAAUUGGUUCUGAGAGAAAGAAAGCCGAUUGGGCAAGCUAAGUCAAUAUCUCCAAAUUGGUUACACUUGGGAAGAGGUACAUGGAUUUGAAGGCAACGUGGUGGGGGAACUUGACGGAAAGGGAACACGAACUCUACCACGAACGACCGGCCUACAUUAGCAUGAGAAAUUAUGUUGAAUCCAAUGGGGACGAAGCCAUGUUACUGAAUUGCACGUUCAGAUAUAUAGUACAAGCCAUGAAGAAAACUUUAAAAAUACACGAUAGGAAUCGUUUGGCCGUGGCCAUGUGGGAUUGGAAGUUGGGCUGUAUUGAAAGGUCAAAAUUACACGGCUACUACGACACACUAGACACUGUGGGGAUUGCACAAGAGCUGAUUGAUCUCAACGUUUUGGACCAACCAGCACCUCCCUUUAUCAUCUAUCCAAGAUUCUAUGUAGACCCAACCUGGAUGGAUCCACACGCUGAAACGAAAUCGGAACCCGAAGAUUGAGAAGAAACCCUUGUUGAUUACAAAAACGCAGUUUUAGAGAUUUUUAGUUUAUAGACAUGUGAAAAAAGAACACUAAAAAAAUCCAUGGAAA